CAUAAACCCACUGCAAGCUGCAUCGGUGAGUGCUGCCAUAUUAUACCUACUCGUAGUCUCGCUAUCGUCGUAAGCUUCGCGCGCGGCCGUCCGUAUGCUGAUGUGAGUGCUCGAUCGCGAUCGACGCUGUUCGCGUGCGGAGUACUAAAAAGAAGGAAAGGAAAACACGCCACUCGCUUAUUAUAUUGUUCAAGAGUUAUUUCAAAAUAAUUCAAACGUUUCGCGACUGUUCACCAGUACGGACGUCCCAUCAGCUGCUAACCUCUGCUUAAUUCCGCCACAGCUAGUGAAAAGGUUUUAUAAUCUCUGCGCGGUAUCGUGUUACACUUCCUUCGAGUGUUCAAAGUGCAACGAAAGUAGGAAGGAAAAUAGUCGCUUGCUUGUCUAGUUAAUCACAAGCUCCUGUUUCGAAGAUAUCCGGUUUAUCGUUUUCAGCUUUUUUAUUCGUCGUUUUUGUGUGCUCGUUGCUUCAGUUUUUCUUGCCCGCUUAAGGUGCCCCCGGAAAUCGGAUAGUGUUGCACAGUCAGUGAACGUUUUGUUUGUGUCACAGUAGCAUUGAAAAACGCAUUUAUCCAAAUGAUGGAGAAGGAACCCGAUUCCAUGGCGGUCACCAUGAAGCAGGAUUAUGCUGCCAGUGAAGUCUACAGCACCACUAGCGAGGCACCACCUGCAUACAAAAUUCGUCAGGCCAAUUCCGUCAAGAUUGCCAGGAUUGUGGCCCUCACGGUGAUCGCAGCGUCCUUCAUUCUGGGCUCGUUCAUGCUCGCCUCCACCUACCUGCAAGCGAAGCAAUCCUGCGACCAGAUGCAAACUCUCGAUGCUGUCCUCAACAAGGAACUGAUGCUGGAGGCUAUGCAACAGGAACUCCCCAAGGCCCAAGCUUUGAUUCAAGAUCACCUGUCCGCUGACGAAGGCAAUCUGCAGACCAUUGACCGGGAAGAGAAACAGGCGUCGAAAAGACCAGAGGAACCGGAGAAGAAGGAAACAUCCGAAAAUGCAGAAUCCGAUGACGAUGACGACUCGGCGGCCGAUGGCGAGAGUGACGAGAGCGCGGACAUGAACAGUAACCGGGUUCACAUCAAGCUUCCACUGGAUCUGAACCUCAGUGAACUCGCCCACGCCAUGCUGAGAGAAAACCAAAAAUCGAAAAUGAACUGCGUCGUGGAGCGUCGCCGCUCGGAAGAGAUGGUCGAUUCGCCCUCCAAGACGAUGCGGCUACCAUUCGGAAUGGAGUUUAACAUGGAACCGAAGAAGCAGAAGGUCACCGGUGAACGUAUUGCCAUCUUCUGCGAAACCGGAAAUGAACCAAAGAACGAAGACGCCGAGCCUGUCCGCCAGGUGCUGAUUCCGAUUCCCCCAGUGCGAGCUUUCGGCCCAAUCACCCACCUCCCGCAGCAGAUGCCACCGCAAACGAUGAUCCGCCAGAUGCCGCGACCGAUCUUCCCGAUUCCGAUCAUGAGCCACCAGGGUCCCCAGAUGCCCCCGAUGCCAGCGCAGAUGAUGCAAGCCCCACACCCAGAAGGCCCCAUGAUGCGACCAAGCUUCCUGGCGCAGCCCCAGCAAAUGAUCCAGCCUCCACAGGGUCCCCAGCAGCAGGUCCAGCAGCCGCAACCGACCUUCCCCCAACAGAUGCAGCCGCCACGCGCCGAAGUUCGCAUCCAAUUCCAGCGUAUCCCCAUCCCGGAAAUGCUCCGACCCUUCCUCCCACCCCAAGUUAUGCGCAACGGACCCGAACAGCCCGAGGUGCAGAUCCGCGAAGUUCCACUUGAAAUGGCUCUCCAGAAAGUUGGUUUAUCCGCUGAUGAACUGAAGGACAUUCACGAAAUCGCCGCCCAAAAAUUCACCGAACAGCUGAAACAACUGAUCGGAGAGAUGGCCGAUUCUGAGGAGAGCGAGGAGGAAACCGACUCUUAUCGUACCACUCCCGCUCAAGAACCAGCUUCCCAACACUCCGAGGAACGGGAACUGCAGGAACAGCAACCACCACGCCCUCAGGAACCAGAAUCUCAACCCCAGAACAACGCCGAGUCGCAGAUCCUUCCCAUGGGACGCUCCCAAUAUGCUCGCUCCCUGGUCAAUCCGAUCAAUCUUCCCGGAAAAGUUGUAGAAUCCAACGUUUCCGAGGAGGAACCAGAACGUCCACACUACGUUCAACCACGGUCGGUCUAAAGGCAAAAAGGCCCGUACAAAACAGAACGCGCUAAUGUUCCCCAAAAAACAUUCCUGCACGUUUGCUCAUGUGAUUGUAAAAAAAUGUGAAGAAGAGAAAUUUAUCACAAACUGUUGAUGAGUAUUAGCCUGCGGUAGCUUUCCGACAGACGAGGAGAAAAUUUUAAGCAUACAUAGAAUCUCAACCAGAACGAACGGCUUUCUCCAGAAGUUAAGAGGCAAAAAAACUGAAGUGUAAAUAAUUCGAAAAAGUCAGAGAAAUAACCACCCUCCAUCUGUAAGCAACAAAAUGCCACUAAAAAAGCAACACACUGGAAACAGGCCUUCACCGGCUGGAAGUCUUUUUUAUAUAGUAUUCUUUGAAAAUUUUCCUAAGUAGCAUUAGUAGAGUAUAGUAAAGCAAAAGAGAAUAUAUUGUUUGUAAAGAUUUUUUAACGAACUUGACCGUAACAUAAAAUUUGGAUUAGUAUUAAUCCAGCUAAAUUUUACCAUUUGAAGGAAACAAAGAAAAAAAACAACAAUAAAAACGUUCAACAUCAA
Molecule: messenger RNA, 2709 nt
Organism: Wyeomyia smithii (pitcher-plant mosquito)
Lineage: Eukaryota; Metazoa; Arthropoda; Insecta; Diptera; Culicidae
Gene: Msr-110
Product: titin
Exons: 6
Coding region: 577-2169 (530 amino acids)
Source: RefSeq, a predicted model, not a curated record